This is a messenger RNA of Phytophthora sojae, 294 nucleotides long. RefSeq lists its product as hypothetical. The record is from RefSeq and is a predicted model, not a curated record. The annotation marks the transcript as partial. NCBI's taxonomy places the organism in Eukaryota, Oomycota, Peronosporomycetes, Peronosporales, Peronosporaceae. The transcript has 3 exons.
AUGUUCCUCAAGCGCGAAGGAGACGAGAGCCUGCAGCCCAAGGGCAAUGAAGACUCGGCGCAGCUGCAGCAGAUGCUCACGUCCUGCAUGAUCAACCGCCAGAUCCUGUGCUGUAUUGCAGGCGUCCUGGUGGGCAUCCCCAUCAGCAUCCAGCGGAAAUCCUACAAGCCAUUCGCCAUCCUGGGCGUCCUAGGUUCGUUCGUGGACUACUCGAUCCCGUACACGACCGACUGCCGGAUGAUCCACAACGCCAUGCAGUUGGCGCUGCAACAGGAGCGACAGAGAGACGCUGCC